CCGACUCUGAAAAGGGAAGCAGUCUGAUUCAUGAAUAAAAAUCCGAGUGCAAGUGUAUAACAAACAAUAGUUCAUAAAAAGAUAAGAUGUAGACAAAUGUUUACAAAGACAUCUGUUGCUAUGUGCAUUUCAAACAUUGUUUGCGAAGAUUUCUGAUAAUUGCAUAUAUAUAAUAGUGCAGAACGGUGGCAAGUUGAACGGCAUCAGAAUCUCAGCGUCGCUUCAGUGAAUUGCCGAGAGGAAGAUUUUUCAGAUUCAGAAGUAAACCUGGACCAGAUCGUGCACAACACUCAACCAAACUGCAAUAGAUUAAGAAUGUCCAACAAAGCGACAAUAGCAUUCAUGGUUGUGUAUGGAAUCAUAAUGCAUUGCAAUGUCUACUGUUCACCGACCGGAAUGGAUUAUCCAGGAUUUAGGGACGAAGAUGAGGCAUAUGAUGAAAAAGGAAACUCACUACCCGAUUUGACCUACGAAACUGAUCGAAAUGGCAUCCGAAUUCCUUCGUCGAUGAUUAAUGAUCUAAAUACGUUAAGCGAUCUGCCGGAGAAAAGAACCGAGAGACAUGCUGAUUGGCUAUUUACUAAAAGCCUAAGUUCCUUUAUGAAAAGUGGAUUUGUAAGGUCGUUCCUAAACGAAAACAUGUCAAAACGCGAUAGUGGCAGCAAUGUUGAGAAGGAUACGGAACCCCUGUCAAAGCGACAUUCCGAUGGCAUCUUUACUGAUAGCUACAGCCGCUACAGGAAACAGAUGGCUGUCAAGAAAUACCUGGCAGCUGUCCUGGGGAAAAGCCCUGAAGAUAUUUAUAUUCUCCAAAUUUUCGACGAUUUUGAUGCCCUGCUUAGGCUGCUUGAAUGGGUUUAUGGUAUUGGUUUGGGAGAAUUGCUGCAGCAGAUGUCCUUGUCGGUGAGUUCCAGCAUAGGCUGCUUACACACGAGACAAAUUAAAGGGCGCUGGCCCCAUUACUAAAUAGCUUCUCGAUGUUAUCUUAAUCGACUUCAAACUCACAUGUCGUCUGGAGUCACCAUAUAGUAAUAUUAACGGUGAAACCUAGGAACAGAUGUCAUGGAAAGACGAAUCUUUCCUGAGUGACUUACCAAAUUCUAAAGCUCGACUCUGUUAAAAGGUGGUUCUCUCAUUUAUUGUUGAUAGCAGAUAAACAAUAAAUAGGACGUCACUUCAGGAAUCAGAAAUGAACAAAUGCUAGAACCACCUUGUAACAAUCACAUCAUAUAAGGUGUCUUUACCCAAAAUUUAAAAAUAUUGAAAGAUUCUUUUUUUUACAUCAAUGCGCAGCUGCAUUUCCCUUAAGACCUCUCCAAAAGGCAGAGAGAUUGAGUAUUGCAGAUCACCUCACACAAUGCUUUAGUGCUUUUAUUUUGCACUGCACAAAGAGGAAAUGCAGCUUCGACUAAAACGUUAAAUCACGACAAUCUCAUUUCAACCGGAGACGAGUGAUCGUCAUCUUUUGCUGGGCAUCAAACUACAAAUUAGACUUUAUCUUAAAAUCCACAACCUAAAUAAGAAUGACACCGACUAUCAUAACAACCAAUAUUUACACUUAAGAACUAGGUUUCACUUUACUGAGGCGACUAAAACAGGCAUGUGAGUUUCAAAAGUUAGACAACAUUCGGGUUCAACGCGGAACGUAUUUAUUCGUGUAUAACUGAGUAUUGUCCAUGAUUGAAUUACAAGUGCUAUAAUCAUUAAAUUUCUGCUAAUCAUAAACGUGCUGGUCAUGUGGAAGACUGAUUGCUAAAGAAAGUCACCAUGGAAAAUAAAAAAAAAAUUCGCUGUUUUAGUUUAUUUGAAAAUUUUUCUGUAGAAAUAAGAACUAAACCAAUCGCAGGAAGGGCAGAGGUUGCAUAUAUCCUUUUGGAGAAAAAAUGUAACUCAUAGGCGUUUGAAUCUAUGCCUGCAUGAAAUCAAUCUUAUUUUAAUUUUGCAUUCUCCUCCAGGCAAAUUGAUCCAGCAGGAUGCAGCUUGCAGCUUUGGUGCCUUGAUUCGUCAUUUAUAUCGACAUGAAUUACGAGGGUUUAUUUUUUUCUUUUUCUUUUAAAAGCGGCCCUACAUUGCUGCAACACAUCAGCUUACAUUUGAGGCUCUUACAGUUCGCGGAUCUCGUGGUAUCUCGUUGCAAAGUUGUGUUGAGUCGGUGAUUUCUGUACUGCACUAAGUGUGGUGUUCAGCCUGUGAGACUACUAAUUAUUCUAGACACUUCAAUAAAAUGUUGUGCUUCGUUAAUGUUCGCGUGACCAAACCACCUUAUGUAUAAUUAUAGGGACACGAGAUGCCUUACUAAACUUUACACAGAUUACAGCAUUUGAUCGAUUUUGAUUAAACAGUAAUAGAAACUGCAAUUCUGGACAUCUUUUUAUUUUGUGCAGUUGUGAAA
This is a messenger RNA of Mobula hypostoma (lesser devil ray), 2392 nucleotides long. Its product is annotated as glucagon family neuropeptides-like. Bases 316 to 966 code for a protein of 216 amino acids. Gene Ontology annotation, molecular function: pituitary adenylate cyclase activating polypeptide activity; peptide hormone receptor binding; neuropeptide hormone activity. Gene Ontology annotation, cellular component: extracellular region; perikaryon; neuron projection. NCBI's taxonomy places the organism in Eukaryota, Metazoa, Chordata, Chondrichthyes, Myliobatiformes, Myliobatidae. Gene Ontology annotation, biological process: adenylate cyclase-activating G protein-coupled receptor signaling pathway; positive regulation of protein kinase activity; positive regulation of transcription by RNA polymerase II. The transcript has 6 exons. The record is from RefSeq and is a predicted model, not a curated record.